Molecule: messenger RNA, 737 nt
Organism: Dendrobium catenatum
Lineage: Eukaryota; Viridiplantae; Streptophyta; Magnoliopsida; Asparagales; Orchidaceae
Product: probable F-box protein At2g36090
Exons: 1
Molecular function (GO): protein binding
Source: RefSeq, a predicted model, not a curated record
UCUUCUCAAUAAGCCAACCGAUAUUUUUAGCCUUAUUAUUAGUGAAAAGCUAUAAAAUAAGCAUAUCCUCUUUCCCUCCUCUCAACCCAUUUUGAAAGCUUCUCCCCUCUCUGAUGACCAAUACGAAACUAACCAUCGCCGCCAAUGGCGACGCUGUCACCACCACCAUAGAAGAAAUUCAUUCUGAUAUUCUUAUUCAAGCCCUCUGCCACCUCGACGGCCAAUCCCUCGCUUCAGCAAGCUGCGCGACAUCUCAACUCCGUUUUGUCUCCUCCCACCCCGACUUGUGGCGCCACCUCUGCCUCUCCACUUGGCCAUCCCUAUACCACGUUCGCAUCCUCCCUCUCGUGAGUUCUUCACCCAGUCGCUUCUUUUCCGACGCCUUUUCCUUCCCCGCCUCCGUCUCGCUAGGCAACGACAACGACCUCCCUGACGAACUCAUAUCUGCCGUCGAUCUCUACCAUCGUGGCAUCCCAAUAUUUUCCUGUGUCGUCGAGACUGAUACCUCCUCUGCUUGGUUCCGUGCCUCCCCCUUCCUAAUUGAUGCACAACUGGAAGGGUCGGAGAUAUCACCUGAAGAUCUCACAUUGAGCUGGAUUGUUAUAGACCCAUCGAAGAAGCGAGCGGUUAACUUAUCGAGCCGUAGGGCGAUGGAGGUGAGAAAGAGGCCAUGGUGCGUAGGGGAGACAGUGGCACGGUUUACGACGGUGAUGGAUGGGUGGGCAGUUGGGCCGGUG